AUACAUAUUAUAGUCUACAUAGCUCAUACUAAUCUGUAUCCAACUUCACUAUUGUUUCAAACUAACAGACUAAUAAAACGGUGUUCUGCUGGUAUUUUGUGAGCUUUUUUUUAGAAAGUAUGAAACUCAUGCUUUACCGGAGUAAAACUGCGCCGCCCCUAUAAGACACACCUUUCUGUCAUCCAGUGGUUUGUACGGAGGGCGGUGCCCAUGCUGGGUGUGAGGCUGCCGGGUCCCGGGACAGCAAAAUCGACCAGGCAUCUUCUUAGCAUCACAAGCAGAGAGUGACACGGCUGAUAUGGCGGUUGAGGCGGAAGGGCUCCGGGUCUUUCAGAAGGUAAACAUAAAAAUAGGCGAGGCAAAGAACAUCAUACCUUACCCAGGACCCACCCGCAUGCGGGACUGCUACUGCACCAUCAACCUGGACCAGGAGGAGGUCUUCAGGACCAAGGUCAUUGAGAAAUCCUUAUGCCCUUUCUACGGAGAGGAAUUUUUCUGUGAAAUCCCACGGAGCUUCCGUCAGCUGUCCUUUUACAUUUUUGAUAGAGACGUAUUCAAGAGGGACUCCAGCAUUGUAAUGAAAAUGUCUGUGUGCCCUGCAGGGGAUCAGGACGUUCAGUACACGGCCGUCAGCAGUUUUAUCUACCUGCGCUUUUUUGCUGCGGCUGUUCUCACCCCCAGCCUUUUCCAGCUUCGGCCUCACUACCCGGACCCCUCUACCUCCCGAACCCUGACAUUGAUUUCCAAGACCAUACAGACCCUUGGGAGCCUCUCCAAGUCCAAGUCUGGCAGCGUCAAAGAGUCAUACAUGGCUGCCUUUUAUGACCACUUCAGUGAGGAGGAAUACACGGCUGCUGUGAAAGAUUUUCUGGACCUGAUCUCAUCCUCUCAGAGGUGGGACCAGAAUGUCAUUGAAACACCAGUGACGCUGAAAGAAGGGUUCAUGAGAAAAAGAGCCUGGGGUAGGAAAUGCUGUGGCCUGAAGAGUUUUCAGAAGAAAUGGUUCCGUCUCACUAACCAUGAGUUCAUAUACCGUAAAAACAAAGGCAGUGGGAUGCUCCACCGCAUCCCUGUAGAAAACAUCCUCGCAGUGGAACGUCUGGAAGAGGAAUCUUUUAACAAGAAGAAUAUGUUUCAGGUCAUCCAGCCAGAGAGGACACUCUACAUUCAAGCCACUAACUGUGUGGAGGCACGUGAUUGGAUCAACAUCCUCACCAAAGUCAGCCAGUCCAACCGCCAGCGCCUGAGCACCUACCACCCAUUGGCCUUCCUCGAUGACCUCUGGCCGUGCUGCGGAUUGGCUGCAGACUCUGCUCCAGGAUGCACUCCCUGCACAGGAGUUCUACCAGACAACAUCGAGCUCGACAUUGAUGGAGAUCGAGAAACAGAACGCAUCUUCUGCCUCUUCAGCAGAUACAUGGACAGGCUGGAGAAGAUGCAAGAGGCAUGUGGCAGCAAGGCUGUCUACCACGGGCUGGAGCUAAACGACGACUUCAUCAUAGAUGACCCACAGGAGACCUACAAGACGCUCAAGCAAAUCAUGGCGUUUGUGCGUCUGCUCAAGCUGGAACAUGCUCAAUAUAAGCGUGAAAAGUUUAGGAAAACGAGAUAUGGCAGCGAGGAAUAUCCAAUCGGAGACAGCAACUUUCAGUGCUUCAUCACCCAGCUGUCUGAAAACUCUGCACAUGGCAUCUGACCCUACAGCAGCACUGACCAGGACCAUGCUCUGAGCUCCAGUGGUCCAACAGCACUUCCCUUCCUGUCCCUUUAGAAGGACAUUUCCCACAAAAAUAUAGGGGGUGCAUUUGCACUUUAAAUACCCAAACAUUAGGGUGAAGCCAAUAGACGGCAUCUUUUAAAUGUACUUUUUAUGCUGA
Messenger RNA from Paramormyrops kingsleyae, 1877 nucleotides. The record is from RefSeq and is a predicted model, not a curated record. Lineage: Eukaryota; Metazoa; Chordata; Actinopteri; Osteoglossiformes; Mormyridae.